Molecule: messenger RNA, 2577 nt
Organism: Megalops cyprinoides (Indo-Pacific tarpon)
Lineage: Eukaryota; Metazoa; Chordata; Actinopteri; Elopiformes; Megalopidae
Gene: pde6a
Product: phosphodiesterase 6A, cGMP-specific, rod, alpha
Exons: 22
Coding region: 1-2577 (858 amino acids)
Biological process (GO): signal transduction
Molecular function (GO): protein binding; 3',5'-cyclic-nucleotide phosphodiesterase activity
Source: RefSeq, a predicted model, not a curated record
AUGGCAGCAGUGGACAAAGAUGUGGCAGAGAAGUUUUUGGACAGCAACCCUGCCUUUGCCAAGGAAUACUUUGACUCAAAAUUCCGGCCGAAGCUCAUCUCGGACCUCCUGGGGAACAAGAAGUCAGAGGUGGACAUCACCAACUUCCACAACCUGUCGUCGGUGGAGGAGAGUGAGAUCAUGUUCGACCUGGUGCGGGACCUGCAGGAGAACCUGCAGAUGGAGAAGGCCAUCUUCAACCUCAUGCGACACCUCUGCUUCAUGAUGCGGGCCGACUGCAUGAGCCUCUUCAUGUACCGCAUGCGCAACGGCACCGCCGAGCUCGCCACCCGCCUCUUCAACGUGCACAAGGAUGCCAUACUGGAGGAUUGCCUGGUGGCGCCCGACAGCGAGAUCGUCUACCCGCUGGACAUGGGCAUCGUGGGCCACGUGGCCACCACCAAAAAGACGGUCAAUGUGCCCGAUGUCACGCAGGACAGCCACUUCAGCGAUUUUGUGGACAACCUCACUGAGUAUCAGACCAAGAAUGUCCUGGCUACGCCCAUCAUGAACGGCAAAGAUAUGGUCGCUGUUCUCAUGGCUGUGAACAAAAUUGGGGAGCCACACUUCUCCAAGGCAGAUGAGGAGACCCUGAUGAAGUAUAUCAAUUUUGCCAAUCUGGUUCUGAGAGUGUUCCAUCUGAAUUACCUUCACAACUGUGAGACCAGAAGGGGCCAGGUGCUGCUGUGGUCCGCCAGCAAGGUGUUCGAGGAGCUGACUGACAUUGAGCGACAGUUCCACAAGGCCCUCUACACAGUGCGAGCUUUCCUGAACUGUGACCGCUAUUCUGUGGGCCUGCUGGACAUGACCAAAACAAAGGAAUUCUUUGACCUGUGGCCGGUGUUGAUGGGUGAGGUCCCUCCAUACGAUGGACCAAAAACUCCAGAUGGAAGGGAAGUUAUAUUCUACAAAGGGAUUGAUUACAUAUUACAUGGAAAAGAGGACAUCAAAGUCAUUCCGAGCCCCCCAGCUGACCACUGGGCUCUGUGCAGUGGCCUGCCCACAUACGUGGCCGAGACUGGACUGAUCUGUAACAUAAUGAAUGCAGGAGAUGAUGAUUUCUUUAACUUCCAAAAAGGACCGCUGGAUGAUUCUGGCUGGACAAUAAAGAACGUGCUCUCUAUGCCCAUUGUCAACAAGAAAGAAGAGAUUGUUGGCGUGGCAACCUUCUAUAACAGGAAAGACGGGAAGCCGUUUGAUGAGAUGGAUGAGACACUCAUGGAGUCUCUUACGCAGUUUCUUGGCUGGUCAGUUCUAAACACAGACACCUAUGACAAAAUGAACAAGCUGGAGAAUCGCAAGGACAUCUUCCAGGACAUGGUCCUCUACCAUGUCAAAUGCAGGAAGGAUGAGAUUCAGAACGUCUUGAAUACCCGAGAAAAGUAUGGGAAGGAACCAAAUGAGUGCGAAGAGGAUGAGCUCGAGAAAAUCCUGUCAGCUGAACUCCCAAGUAAAGAAAAGAGUGAGAUCUACGAGUUCCACUUCUAUGACUAUUACCACACGGAGCUGGAGCUGGUCAAGUGUGGAAUCAAGAUGUACUAUGAGCUGGGUGUGGUGGACAAGUUCCACAUCCCCCGAGAGACCCUGGUGAGAUUCGUAUACUCGGUCAGCAAGGGCUACAGGAAGAUCACCUACCACAACUGGAGGCAUGGUUUCAACGUGGGGCAGACAAUGUUCACGCUGCUCAUGACAGGUGACCUGAAGCGUUACUACACUGACCUGGAGGCCAUGGCCAUGGUUACAGCCGGCCUCUGCCACGACAUUGAUCACAGAGGGACUAACAACCUCUACCAGAUGAAGUCUGGAAACCCUCUGGCAAAACUCCACGGCUCCUCCAUCUUAGAGAGACACCACCUGGAAUUCGGGAAAACAUUGCUCAGAGAUGAUGACUUAAAUAUUUACCAGAAUCUGAACAGACGACAACAUGAACUUGUCAUCCAUUUAAUGGACAUCGCCAUCAUUGCAACUGAUCUGGCUUUGUAUUUCAAGAAAAGAGCCAUGUUCCAGAAGAUUGUGGACAUGUCCAAGACCUAUAGUGACUGGAACGAAUGGACCAAGUACAUGAUGCUGGAGACCACCCGGAAGGAGAUCGUCAUGGCUAUGAUGAUGACUGCUUGUGACUUGUCUGCCAUUGCCAAACCCUGGGAGAUCCAGAGCAAGGUGGCGCUGUCAGUAGCAGCAGAGUUCUGGGAGCAGGGUGACCUGGAGAGGACUGUGCUGGAGCAGCAACCUAUUCCCAUGAUGGACCGGAACAAGGCAGCUGAACUGCCCAAGCUGCAGUGUGGUUUUAUUGAUUUUGUCUGCGCAUUUGUGUACAAGGAGUUCUCGCGGUUCCAUGUGGAGAUCACACCCAUGCUGGAUCGCCUGUUGAACAACAGGAAAGAGUGGAACGCCCUGAAGGAGGAGUACGAGGCCAAGCUGGCACAAAUGGAGGAAGCCAAGAAGCAGCAGGAGGAGAAAGCUGCGACAACCGCCGCGGCCAAACCGGCUGCUGCAGCCCCGAGCCAGGCUCAGUCCAAGACCUGUGUAAUCAAUUAG